Messenger RNA from Saccostrea echinata, 9127 nucleotides. RefSeq lists its product as uncharacterized. The transcript has 8 exons. Gene Ontology annotation, molecular function: 3-oxoacyl-[acyl-carrier-protein] synthase activity; fatty acid synthase activity. The coding region runs from base 1 to 7683 and encodes 2560 amino acids. NCBI's taxonomy places the organism in Eukaryota, Metazoa, Mollusca, Bivalvia, Ostreida, Ostreidae. Gene Ontology annotation, biological process: fatty acid biosynthetic process. The record is from RefSeq and is a predicted model, not a curated record.
AUGGAAGAAGAGGCAACCAUUGCUGUUGUAGGCAUUGGUUGCAUGUUUCCAGGAGCUGAAAACAUAGAUGAGUUCUGGAAGAUUCUUUGCAAUGGAGAAGACCACGUUCAAGAUAUACCACCAGAAAGGUUUAAUGUUGAUGCUUUUUAUGACCCGGAUCCAGAUAACCCAAGGAAGACCUAUGUUAGGAAAGCUGGACUCGUAAAAAGCUAUGAUGAAUGGGACAACAAAUUUUUUGGGAUCAGCGACCUGGAGGCUGAAAUCGUCGAUCCACAACAACAUUUUGUUUUGGAAACUGUGCAUAUGGCUCUCGAAGACGGCGGUUUUACGCAAGAAAAACUGGAUAGUUCCGAUACCGGUGUUUAUAUAGGAGCUCUAAAUCGUGAUUGGGGCAGUUUAUUACGGAUAUCGCAUGAAAGGAGCAGGAAUACCACAGUUACAAGUGUUGACAACAGUAUUCUAUCUGCAAGAGUUGCUUACUUCUACAACCUUUUAGGACCUGCCAUGACGAUAAACACAGCAUGUUCUUCGUCAAUGGUUGCCAUUGAUACAGCAUCGCAGGCAUUGAAAAAUGGUAAAAUAUCAACUGCUAUCUGCGGUGGAGUCAAUGUCAUCCUAGAUCCAGAUACUUUCAUCAACCUAUCUUGCGCACGAAUGGCGUCGCCAACAGGAAAAUGUCAUACCUUCUCGAGCAAAGCAGAUGGAUAUGCCCGUGGAGAAGGAUGUGGCGUUGUUGUGUUGAAAAGACUUGCAGAUGCAAUCCACGACAAAAACAAAAUAUGGGGGACAAUCCAUACAAUGCUUAACCAGGAUGGUCAUAUGAGUACGCCAAUCACAUCCCCUUCUGGUAAACAGCAAGAACAUUUGUUGGAAAAAAUUUUCAAGGAAAGCAAGACUUCACCGUCCUCCGUACAAUAUAUAGAAGCACAUGGGACAGGGACACCAGUUGGCGAUUACAUUGAAGUAAGCUCUCUAGGAUCUUUCUUUUCAAAAUAUUGUGAAGAAGAAAUACCGAUAGGUUCGGUAAAAACCAAUAUUGGUCAUUUAGAGGCAGGUGCCGGAAUGGCUUCUUUAAUCAAAGUACUUCUGAUGAUGAAAUACGGGCAUUUUGUUCCUUCCCUUCAUGCUGAAACAUUAAAUCCCAAAAUUCCUUUUAGUGCUUGUAAAAUGAAAGUUAGUCGCAGUCUUCAGAAGUGGCCAGCAAAUUCUGAGGGGAAGAGGAUAGCUUCAAUAAACUGUUUUGGCUUUGGUGGAACUAACUCACACGCUAUUGUGAGAAAUUAUGAGGAAACUGGUAGCUCUUCUGUUCAAUUACAGUAUAUGGAAAGCUGCCUUAAUAUGGCAUUUUAUGUUCUCUUAUCAGCCAAGGAUUUGAGUGCAUUAUAUGAUACAGCCAAGCAUUUACUUGAGUUUCUUCUUGAUGAUAUGGAUACAAUCUCGCUUAUUGAUCUUUCAAGCACAACAGUUCAUUUCAGGAGUCACUAUAGAUUUCGAAAAGUGUUUGUUGUUGAAAACACUUCAAAAUUAAUUUCAGAAAUCGACGAAUUUGUGCAUAAAAAGUUACCCAUACCAGGAGCUCUCAAAGAAAGACCUAAAAUAAUAUUUGUGUAUUGUGGUGUUGGUACAACCUGGGUAAAAAUGUGUAAACAGCUCAUCACUCAAGAUAAAGUCUUUGAAAAAACCAUUAUAGAAAUUGAUAAGCAUCUGAGUUCUUUCACAGACAUUUCUGUUCGUACGAUUUUUGAAACAGAAGAAGAUAUUUCAGAUCCUCUGAAAAAUCAUCUGUCAAUCUUUGCUUGUCAAGUUGGUCUAACAGCGAUGUGGGAACAUUUGGGUGUCAAUCCAACUGCUAUAAUUGGCCAAUCUGUUGGGGAAGUUGCAGGUGCGUAUGCAAGUGGAAAUCUUACCCUGAAAAACGCUGUUAGAGUGAUUUAUUUUCGGUCCCUUAAUUUGGCAAGUGAAACCUUCGGGAAAAUGGUUCUUAUUCAACAUUGCCCUGUUGAAGUAAUUGAGGAAACUUGCGAGAAUCUUGUGGCCGGAAAAGCUAAUGUUGCAGUUUAUCACAGCAGUGUUUCCUGUGCAGUCUCGGGUGACAAAGAGGCUAUUGAAGAAUUAAAACUUAAACUUGCUGAUAAAUCAGCAAAAAUAACUCAUUUGAAUGUAAAAUGUGCAUAUCAUAGUCAUUUGACAAAAAAUGCAAGUAAAAGGUUGGAGCAAAUUCUAUCAGGCAUCGAGAAAAAAAUUCCAAGGACAACCGUUAUUUCAACGGUCACUGGCCAAAUAGCUGAUGAAAAUUUUGGAUCAAAUUCUUAUUGGGCUGACAAUGUAUUUAAACCCGUGCGAUUUCAACACGCUUUAGAGGAAGCAAAACGAAGAGCCCCUAAUUCAAUUUUUCUUGAAAUUGGCCCGAGUCCGGUUCUAAGAGCUCACCUAUCAAGCAUAUUUCCCGAUUCCGUAGAAGAAGCUCUGCCUUCAAUGAAACGAGAUAAAGAGAUCGAUGUUUUUCGAGAAACUUUCAUCAACCUCUUUGGAAAAGGAAUCCCAGUUUCAUGGGAAAAGAUUGUUCCAAUGCAGAAAUUUCUUUCGUGUCCAAAAUACCAAUUCAGUAAACGGAAGUAUCUCGUAAAGUCAGAAAAAAUCAAAAGCAUACUAAAUGGAGAUACAGAGGACGAAAGCACAUUGCUUACCAGAACUAGAAUUGGAAAUAAUGAGCAAUUUACGAUCACUUUAAGUCGAAAGAAUACGCCAUUUAUCUAUGACCAUACUUUAGAUGGGAACAUAGUUGUACCGGCUGCAAUGUACGGGGACGUUGCUUUAGAAAUAGGAACAAUGCUUUUGCAAAGCAGAGGAGUGACGGAAAUGGACAUUUCCUGGGAUAUCCAUAGAACACUCUUAGUCAAAGAUACAGAACAAAACAUUGUAGUAAAAGCACUUGAAAAAGAGAAGACUAUUUAUUUCGAAGCAAUUUCAUCAGAAAGCCAGUCAGUAUUAUCCUCUGGUACGAUAAAGCAGUCCACUACUUCAGGAAUUACCACACUGAACAUAGAAAGGCUCAUUUCUUUAUUACAUAACGAAAAAGAAACAACCAAUGUUUACCCAACAUUGCGAAGUCUGGGAUUUCAUCAUGGCGCAUUGUACCAAACGAUAAAGAAGUGUGUUUGUCGCGGAGUUGAAUGCAUCAGUGAAAUAAAUCUGUCUGAUGAAGUAAUGACAAAUUUAAAUAGGGCUUUCUUUCAUCCUAUCAUUAUAGACAGCAUGUUUCAGUCUUGCUGUGGGAUUCACUUUCAAAAGAAAGACAAAGUGAAGGCAAGAACUCUUCCUAGUCGUGUGUCCCGUCUGACUGUAAAGCAAAAACCAUGCGCACGUAUGAUAUGCUAUACAGUUCUUGUCUACGAAAAUUCAGUAACUGCAACCUUCAACAUUCUACUUUUGCAUACAAAUGGAAGCAUUAUUGCCAAAAUAUCAAAUUAUGAAGUCACCAAAGUUGCUUUGGAAAGCGACAUUUUUUCUCUCUCCUACAGCGAAACUUGGAAUGCUAUAACUUUGCCUCAGUUAAGAGAUUUGGACAGAAAAAAACUUUAUUUACUUUCUUGGAACAAAGAAUAUCUUUCACUUCUGGAAAAUGCCUUUUCAAAAAGAUUUAGGACUUCAGAGGUUCGUUGCCUUGCUUUGUCAGACAACUUUGAACAUCAAUUGUCUGUUUUCCUUGAAGAGGAAGUUGACACGCAGCAAUUUGAUAUAAUAUAUAUUCCGGGAUUACCUGAAAUAAAAACACAAACAACGGGAGAUGAACUAAUGAACUCAGUAAAACAAACAGCCCAUUGUUUUCUCGAACUUGUAAAGAUACUUUACAACAACAAGGUACACAUUCUAGUCAUAACAAAUAAAACACAGGCUUGUCAAUCUAUCAAAACAGGGAUUAUCGGUGCUGAAUUAUGGGGAAUGGUUCGGUCUGUAUCGCAGGAGGGAACACAGCUUUCUUUUACUCUACUGGAUAUAGAGGAUCUAACUGAGCAAUCAAUGGACUACAUCAUCAGAAUUAUAACAGAAAUGGAUCCUGGAAAUACUUUUGCUCCUUCUGACUAUGCUGUACGCCAAAACAUCAUUUACAAGAAUGAAUUAAAGAGGAUGUCUGAUGAAUUUCAUUCAACGGUGUAUAAAUCAACUUUCCCAAAGGAGACGGACAAGGUGUGCUUUAGAUAUCACGGCGAUAAAUCUGAGCUAUCUUAUUUCGCAAUACCUUGUGAUGAAGAUUCUGUCGAUCUUGAGUUUUGUUGCAUCAAACCAAAGCAAGCUCUUCCGUGCAUACAUGAUACUUUUUUUAUUCAGGAUAAUUUAACUCCUGAGCGUUACUGUUCGGAAAACAAAAUCAAAGGUUUUGGAAUAACAGUUUGUGAAGUUGUUGGUACAGCAGAAGUUGAUGGCAGAGAACUAGAAGUUAUAGCAUUUGGGCAGAUGGAAUUAAGAUCGGAAAUCAGGGUGGACAAAAGAUGCGUUUUCCAAAAAUCAGAACUAACUGGAUAUAGUCUAGGCAGCUUGCACGCAGCUAUAAUUGCAAUAGCCAUUGCAGAUUUAGUGAAACACAAAUCAGAUGUGUUUAUUGAUUUUAGUGAAAAAUAUUCCUUGAUUUAUCAUUUUCUGUUUUCUGCUCUAUUGGAAAAGAAAUGUGUUAUAUCAAGUUGCGAGACUGCAUACUCCAAGAAAACUCAAAAUAUUAAAGCAGUUCAGUUAGUUGUGUUGUCUGAAGAGGGUUAUGAUGAUCCUCACAUGUUCCGUGUUCUUUUUCCAAGUGUACGAACAUGCAUUUCCUUAAAAGGCGCAAUGCCAAGUUCUUUCAUAGAUCAAACUUUAUGCAACUUUCAUGUUAUUAAUGUUGUUGAUUUAUUUCGUUCAAAUUGUAUGGAAGUUACGUCACUAAGGGAGAGAUUAUUGACAACACUAAGAUGCAAUAAAAAGAUAGACAGUCCAACUCCUAGCCUCUUAGACAUCGAUAAACUCUCAGAUAAGAUGGAGUUAAGAAUACCAGACGAAUUUCUCAUUCGAACGGACUCUGCUUAUAUCGUAGUUGGAGGGUUGACUGGGUUGGGAUGGUUAAUAGUCAAGUAUCUAUGUAGAAGAGGAGCCAAAAUGAUAGUGUCACUUUCAAGACGUUCGCUCUCUAGUGAAAAUAAAAAACGUAUUCAAAACAUAAAGUUUCUCCAUGGAGUUAGUGUGGUGCAUAGAGAAGUCGACUUAAAUGAGCUGGAGCAUCUUAAACAAGUGAUGUACACCAUCCAACAACAAAUGCCUAAUAUUCCUAUUCGGGGAGUGUUUCAGGGAGCUGCAGAGUUGAAAGACCAAACAGUUUUAAAAAUGACGGUUGAAACUUUUGAUAUACCUCUUAUGGUUAAAAUAAAAGGAACCUGGAACCUUCAUCUUGCCACUAAAGAAAUGAAUCUUGAUUUCUUUGUUUUGCACUCUAGUGUUGCAUCCACAUUCGGAAGCCACUCACAAUCCAAUUAUGCUGCAGCAAAUGCAUUCCUCGACAGCUUUUCUCACUACCGCAGAUCUUUAGGACUUCCAGCGCAGGUGAUAAAUUGGGGUGCAUUAGACGUUGGUUUGGGAUCUGAUCCUAGUUUAAAGGAUUUCUUUCUUCACAAAGGAAUUAAUUUGAUGUCUGUUAGCCAAAUAUACAGUGUUUUAACACAAAUGCUUUUGUCAGAUCAUACACAAGGCAUUUUUGUUGAUUUUGACUUAAAAAAAUUUCUCACAGCUAGUAGCAAAAGGUGGGAAAAGUCAAAGUUUACUAAUCUAAUAUCUUUUGCUGAUAGAUCGAUUUUCGAGGAGAAUGAUGAUGAAAAGAGCAGCUAUGAAUCGAUUCAAAAUUUUGUAGAUCUUGUGAAAAAAACUUCGUCUCAAAUUCUAAUGGUUGAAAUUUCAGAAAUUGCUGACACGCAUUCAUUAACUCGAUUUGGAUUGGAUUCUCAGAACGCAGUCGAGAUCACAAACAUAAUAUUUUCCGAAACAAAAGUCAGAAUUCCAAUUGUACUGAUAUUGUCAGGGGAAUUAUCGGUAUUAGAAAUUGCCAAAUUUUUGAGAGAAAAGGAAAUGUUGAGCAGAGAAUCCAGUGACUUAUCGGGAGAGAAUCAAUCCUUAUCUAAGACAAUGUCAGUCGUAGAAAAGCAGCUAAAAAGUGUCCAUGACAUUCAUAAGGAAUUGUCAUUUGUUGCGACGUAUGCCAUAUCCAACUCACGAAAUCAACCAAACUUUUGGGAAAAGGUGUUCCAAAUUUUUUUUAGAAUGAAUCCUAACUUAAGAGUACAAAGUACUGAAAAUUACUUGUGCUUGCAAGAUUCAAACAAUACAGUGGAUUGUGAAGACUUUACUUUUCCAUUCGAGUUUGUGAAAACGAGAAGUGUAUCUGGCUCUUUAUUACAGAAUGUUGAAGUUUUAGUAUCUAUGAUAUAUGAAGAUAUAGACAAUAAACCACAACUUCACAUAAAUUGCAACAGAGUGGGACUGGAUGUCUUUUGUGCAAAAAUUAUCCAGAAUGACCUACAAAGGAUUGUAUCGCAUGUUCUUGCAUCACAACCCGUCCCACCUUGGUUUGAUAAACCGCACAUUGACAUUGUAAACGUGUAUGCAAACAAAUUGCAUGAAAUUGCUGAAAAGUCAAGAACAUUUUGGAAAAACCAUCUUAGAUUGUGCAGCACAUCAGACAGUUGUAUAUCUUACACAAAUGGCUUUGAAUUAGAAAAUACAAAAAAAGAAAUCGAAAUUCCGAAAGCUCUUAUCGAAUUUGCAAAAAAACAUGAUUUAUCCAUGUUUAUCAUUGUAUGCAGUGCCUUUCAGAUAGUAUUGAACAAAUUAACUAAUGCCGGACGAGUUUCUUUAUUAACAGAGAUUGAUUUGCGCUCAGAGCUUCCGGAAUGUCAAGAUGUGAUUUUACCAUGUGCUAAUUUGAUUCCCCUUGCAUCCCCCAGUUUUGAGGAUUCUUUUGCUAGAGUCUGUGAUAUGCUAGUGGAAAAUAAAGCCGUUGUCAAUCAGUGUAUGAAUCAUUGUCUGUUCCCUUUUGUUGAAAUCAAGGAUCUUAUGGAAUUUGAUCGGAAAACCCACAUGAAGCAUUAUUUCCUUUUUGACUCGUUGGAAAAUGUUAAUAAUCAGUGCAUACAACUAAAGUCACUGGAAGUGAAUACAAAUAUGGAUUAUGAAACUGGUCUCUAUGCAAAGCACAAUUUGGCACAAAAUACAUUAGAAUUAGAGUUUCAGUUUUGCUCUGGAUUUGUUUCUAGCGUUAACACUCCCAGUGUUGUUAAUUUUGUGUCGGAUUUCAUCCAAACACUUCCAGAAAAAUAUUACCAAACUUUACACCAGCUAAAGCUUCCAACAUGGUCGGAAAAAAGCCCAGCUUUGUUUCCAAAAGGAAACAUUUUAUUUAUCAAGAAUGAUGGGAAAAAAGAGCAAGUUUUCUUGGAAUUAUCCGAGCACCCACCAAAUCUUACAUGGGGUUCAGAGCUGGACAAACAAAUAGGAUUAUCAGAUAUUGAUGAGUUCCAUAUUUUCCAUGUUGAUGGACAUUCUUGCCUGCGGUUGCAACUUAAUGGAGGGAGGAAGGAUGUGAACUUGGAGGAGUCAGAUAACCAAUCAUUCCAGACAUUGGUUUCUUUCUUAAAAAGUCAACUGUUGUCCGAUGAAACAAAAUGAAAUGAUGAUUAGAAGGCACACACUUAGGCCUGUAUAGAAAAAGAAGGAAAUCCUUCAGUGGGUUUUGAAUUCAUUAAGAAUACAGUCGAAUCCCGAAUAUGUGAGACUUUUCAAAAAGCUGAGAUUCCCAAGUUGAAACCUUAUGAUUAGACCAAGACCACAAAUUAACAUGUACCUCCAUGUGUCCGUAAUAUUUGACAUAUCGGCAAUCGCGAUUCUGAUAUAGAUCUUCUUUGAUAUUGGAUAUUUAAACUAAAAUACUCUGAAUAACUGUGUAUAUUUUUAUCCCCUAUAAGAUUUCUUUAUUUUAUUUUUGUUGUUGUUGUUUUAUUUUUAAUCUUUAUAUUUAUCUCCUUGAAACAUCCUGUUAUAAUUAACAGGGAAAAUUAACGUAGUGUGUUUACUUCUGUUUGAUAUUCUUUAUGAAUAUUUUUAUUUGUAAUAAGUAUCCUGACACAAAUUGUUAUAAAAAUUAUUAUACGACAUUCUGCAUUGCUGAUGUGGUGCAUUUUUAUGUGUGUACUCGGUAAAAGAUAUAUUUUGGAUUCAAAUGUUUUUGGAUUCGGAGUCGUAUAUAUGGUCUGUCCAGCUGUCUGUUUAUCUGUUUGUAAGCAAAUCUUUAAGUUUGCCCAUAUCUUUAAAUGGUUGGUUUAAGGGCUUCCAUAUUUCACAUGUGUAUUCCUUGUGACAAAGCCUUUUUUGGAACUAUCAUUUUUGACCUCAUGGCCUUGACCCUGAGUUUUCAGAUGAUAACUUUAGUUCUCUGUAAGCUUUUGCAAUGAAACUUAAGGUCAUGCUUUUUUUAACAUAAGAAAUACCCCUUUGAACGGUCAUUGUUGACCUUUUUAUUCUCUGCAUAUUUUUCCUGUUUUUCCACCCUUUUUUCCUUAAGGGGGGGAGGGGGCACCAAUUCUUUGAAUUAGCUUGUUUACCUCAUGAUCAUGACCUUUGAGUUUGACAUACUUUUGAAAACCUUAAACCUUGGCUAUGAGCUAACAUACGGGGGCAUCACUGUUUCACAAACAUAUCUUGUAGUCUUCAAUAAAAUCUGAAACCACACUUUUUAUGAGAUAUGGUACUUUCAGUUAGAUAAAAUAUUAGCCACCCGUCAUCCAACAUUAAAAUCGAUGUAAGAGCUUGAGAUCACCGUUUCAGAAGUAGAAAAAAUAAGCACUGAUUUCUGAUGUCACAAAAGUAUAGUCGUACAGCGUAUUUCAUCUAUAAUUCCUUCGAAUGGCAAAAAUUCUAAUAAAUAAAAACAUGACAUCUUAGUUUAAGAACAGACUCGUGCAAUAAGUAAUAUCUUGAUUUUGGUGUAAAAUGUUUUUUUACAUAUACAUCUUUAAAAAUUACAGAAUUAUGGGCCAUAUCAUUUUUAAUCUUAAAUUUGUUUAUGUUUAAAAUGAUGUGUUAUAGUUUUAAGAUAUCCAGUGCAAUAAAAGCA